Molecule: messenger RNA, 821 nt
Organism: Kockovaella imperatae
Lineage: Eukaryota; Fungi; Basidiomycota; Tremellomycetes; Tremellales; Cuniculitremaceae
Product: protein-L-isoaspartate O-methyltransferase
Exons: 10
Coding region: 112-798 (228 amino acids)
Biological process (GO): protein modification process
Cellular component (GO): cytoplasm
Molecular function (GO): protein-L-isoaspartate (D-aspartate) O-methyltransferase activity
Source: RefSeq, a predicted model, not a curated record
CGGUCAGCCUGAUUCCAGAGCCGGGCUUCAGCUGAGACUGUCCUGAACGUGAUAAUCAGGCCACUAGCGCUCGCUUGCCACAAGCUGAUCGGUCGGCGAUCUGUCUUCAAUAUGGCCUGGCAGAGCGGCGGGCGGACCAACAACGAGCUGAUAACGAAUAUGGAACGGAAUGGCUUGAUUCACUCUGCACAGGUGGCUGAGGCCAUGCGUAAAGUCGAUAGGGCGAAUUAUGUCUUCCAUAUGCGAGACGCCUAUGAAGAUUCGCCCCAGCGGAUAGGCUACGGAGCCACCAUCUCAGCACCACAUAUGCACGCGCAUGCUGUGGAGAAUCUCUUGUCGUACUUGCCGGAAGACGGGGCAGGUUCAAUACUGGACGUUGGCAGUGGAUCAGGAUACCUCACGGCCGUCUUUCAUCGAAUCGCACCACGUGCGAGUGUUAUUGGAGUCGACCACAUUCAAGGGCUAGUCGACAUGUCCUUGGAGAAUCUGAGGAAGGAUGGCGUACCCCUUGGAUCGGGUAAUGGGAAAGUGCAGAUCAUCUGUGGAGACGGCAGGCAAGGGUCACCAGAACACGCACCGUUCGCCAUUAUACACGUGGGCGCCGCAGCACCGGAAAUCCCAGUAGCUCUGAUCGAUCAGCUUGCAAAGCCAGGCAGAAUGUUCAUACCCGUUGGCGAGCACUCUCAAGACAUUUGGCAAAUUGACAAAUCCGAGACCGGACAAGUGACGCAGACCAAGUUGUUUGGCGUGAGGUAUGUUCCCUUGACGGACGCUGCGAAGCAAUGGCCGCCAACAUGACGACCCAAUGCAUUAAAUGACAU